AUGGACCUGGAGGGUUUCCUGCCCAUCUCCCUCAUCGCCAGCUUCCACCGAGUGCAGGCUCUGACCACAGACGUCAGCCUCAUCCUGGAGGCGCUGAAGGACAGUCAGGAGGUGGAGAUCAUCGACAUGAAGAUCCGCAGGAAAGAGGAUCCAGAGAAGUGGCCUCUCCCUGGUCUCAACCUCAGCAACCAGAACCAGAACCUGAACCCGGCCACAGACUUCUCUCAGCUCAUCAACUGCCCCGAGUUCAUCCCCCGCACUGCUGCUGAUGACAUCACAGGUAAAGUGGCUGCGACAGCAGGGAUCACAGGCAUCGUCAGGGAUCACAGGCAUCGUCAGGGAGCACAGGCAUCGUCAGGGAUCACAGGCAUCGUCAGGGAGCACAGGCAUCGUCAGGGAUCACAGGCAUCGUCAGGGAUCACAGGCAUCGUCAGGGAUCACAGGCAUCGUCAGGGAUCACAGGCAUCGUCAGGGAUCACAGGCAUCGUCCGGGAUCACAGGCAUCGUCAGGGAUCACAGGCAUCACAGGCAUCGUCAGGGAUCACAGGCAUCGUCAGGGAUCACAGGCAUCGUCAGGGAUCACAGGCAUCGUCAGGGAUCACAGGCAUCGUCAGGGAUCACAGGCAUCGUCAGGGAUCGUCAGGGAUCACAGGCUUCGUCAGGGAUCACAGGGAUCUUCAGGGAGCACAGGGAUCUUCAGGGAUCACAGUCAUCGUCAGGGAUCACAGGGAUCGUCAGGGAUCACAGGCUUCGUCAGGGAUCACAGGCAUCGUCAGGGAGCACAGGGAUCGUCAGGGAGCACAGGGAUCUUCAGGGAGCACAGGGAUCUUCAGGGAUCAGUCAUCGUCAGGGAUCACAGGGAUCGUCAGGGAUCACAGGCAUCGUCAGGGAUCACAGGCAUCGUCAGGGAUCACAGGCAUCGUCAGGGAUCACAGGGAUCGUCAGGGAUCACAGGCAUCGUCAGGGAUCACAGGCAUCGUCAGGGAUCACAGGGAUCGUCAGGGAUCACAGGCAUCGUCAGGGAUCACAGGGAUCGUCAGGGAUCACAGGCAUCGUCGGGGAUCACAGGCAUCGUCAGGGAUCACAGGCAUCGUCAGGGAUCACAGGGAUCGUCAGGGAUCACAGGCAUCGUCAGGGAUCACAGGCAUCGUCAGGGAUCACAGGGAUCGUCAGGGAUCACAGGCAUCGUCAGGGAUCACAGGGAUCGUCAGGGAUCACAGGCAUCGUCAGGGAUCACAGGGAUCGUCAGGGAUCACAGGCAUCGUCAGGGAUCACAGGCAUCGUCAGGGAUCACAGGCAUCGUCAGGGAUCACAGGCAUCGUCAGGGAUCACAGGCAUCGUCAGGGAUCACAGGGAUCGUCAGGGAUCACAGGCAUCGUCAGGGAUCACAGGGAUCGUCAGGGAUCACAGGCAUCGUCGGGGAUCACAGGCAUCGUCAGGGAUCACAGGCAUCGUCAGGGAUCACAGGCAUCGUCAGGGAUCACAGGCAUCGUCAGGGAUCACAGGCAUCGUCAGGGAUCACAGGCAUCGUCGGGGAUCACAGGCAUCGUCAGGGAUCACAGGCAUCGUCAGGGAUCACAGGCAUCGUCGGGGAUCACAGGCAUCGUCGGGGAUCACAGGCAUCGUCAGGCAUCACAGGCAUCGUCGGGGAUCACAGGCAUCGUCGGGGAUCACAGGCAUCGUCAGGGAUCACAGGCAUCGUCAGGGAUCACAGGCAUCGUAAGGGAUCACAGGCAUCGUCAGGGAUCACAGGCAUCGUCAGGGAUCACAGGCAUCGUCUGGGAUCACAGGCAUCGUCGGGGAUCACAGGCAUCGUCAGGCAUCACAGGCAUCGUCGGGGAUCACAGGCAUCGUCAGGGAUCACAGGCAUCGUCAGGGAUCACAGGCAUCGUCAGGGAUCACAGGCAUCGUCAGGGAUCACAGGCAUCACAGGCAUCGUCAGGGAUCGUCAGGGAUCACAGGCUUCGUCAGGGAUCACAGGCAUCGUCAGGGAGCACAGGCAUCGUCAGGGAGCACAGGGAUCGUCAGGGAGCACAGGGAUCGUCAGGGAGCACAGGGAUCUUCAGGGAUCACAGGCAUCGUCAGGGAUCACAGGGAUCUUCAGGGAUCACAGGCAUCGUCAGGGAUCACAGUCAUCGUCAGGGAUCACAGUCAUCGUCAGGGAUCACAGUCAUCGUCAGGGAUCACAGGCAUCGUCAGGGAUCACAGGCAUCACAGGCAUCGUCAGGGAUCGUCAGGGAUCACAGGCAUCGUCAGGGAGCACAGGCAUCGUCAGGGAGCACAGGCAUCGUCAGGGAGCACAGGGAUCGUCAGGGAGCACAGGGAUCGUCAGGGAGCACAGGGAUCUUCAGGGAUCACAGGCAUCGUCAGGGAUCACAGGCAUCGUCAGGGAGCACAGGGAUCGUCAGGGAGCACAGGGAUCUUCAGGGAGCACAGGGAUCUUCAGGGAGCACAGGCAUCGUCAGGGAUCACAGGCAUCGUCAGGGAUCACAGGCAUCGUCAGGGAUCACAGGCAUCGUCAGGGAGCACAGGGAUCGUCAGGGAUCACAGGCAUCGUCAGGGAUCACAGGCAUCGUCAGGGAGCACAGGGAUCGUCAGGGAGCACAGGGAUCUUCAGGGAGCACAGGGAUCUUCAGGGAGCACAGGCAUCGUCAGGGAUCACAGGCAUCGUCAGGGAUCACAGUCAUCGUCAGGGAUCACAGUCAUCGUCAGGGAUCACAGUCAUCGUCAGGGAUCACAGGCAUCGUCAGGGAUCACAGGGAUCGUCAGGGAUCACAGUCAUCGUCAGGGAUCACAGGCAUCGUCAGGGAUCACAGGGAUCACAGGCAUCGUCUGGGAUCACAGGGAUCACAGGCAUCGUCUGGGAUCGUCAGGGAUCACAGGGAUCACAGGCAUCGUUCUCCGCGAGCCUCGACUCCGGUGCAUCAGACCAAACUGGAGCAUGAUGUGUCCAACCUGAAGACCAUGCCCAAAGGUCUGUCAGCCAGUCUGCCAGACCUGGACUCGGACUCCUGGAUCGAGGUCAAGAAGAGGCCCAGACCAUCUCCAGCAAGACCCAAAAACCAUUCGUUUCAGCAGAAGGACAAAGAGUGCUCAGUGGCGCCCCCUUCAGGCUCCUCUCCACUGCCCUCUGCAGCGGUGAAGGUGAGACUGAUCUGUCGACCAAUGAGAAUCCAGGACCACUGUGACAUCGAGUCACUCAAACCUGUAUUAAAAUCAUUUCAUUCUCCAGUGAACAUCAUUAACACAGACCUCUGA
This is a messenger RNA of Knipowitschia caucasica, 3258 nucleotides long. The record is from the annotation of a GenBank genome assembly. NCBI's taxonomy places the organism in Eukaryota, Metazoa, Chordata, Actinopteri, Gobiiformes, Gobiidae.